ACUUACCCCUACUCUUAUGACCAACUAUUUAUUUUUACCUUCAGCAAAAUUACUUCCUAAACACAAACAUCAAAUCCUUAUCUGUUCCAAUAAUUAAACCACUAAUGUCAAUCUUUUUACAUAUAUUUUGUUGGAAUGGUUGUUGAUGAUUAGCCCUAUUGCUUCUCUGCAGUUGAACAAAAAGCAGAAUUACCAACCAUGAAGGAAAAAUUUAAGGACUUGCCAGAGAGAGCAGCCACAGCAACAAAGGACAAGAAUAUGUGCACAAACAAGGAAUUUGUUAAGGUGACACUUGUUCGCAAAGUGGAGAGGUGUCUAAUUGAGUUCAAAAAGGCAAAGGAAGAGGCCGAGCAGCAGGAACGGAGCAUUGUCACCCUUCAGUUGCAAGCUAAGGCCCUUCUUGCCCAAAUUGAUGAGGCACAGAAGAAGAAAGACAAUAACUCAUCCAAGCAGAAAGAAAUGUUUAAACUUUCCGAGGACCUGAAAGCUGCACUUGAUGUGUUAGAAAAACAGUGGCCAGAUUAUGAAGCAAAGAUGAAAGCUGCUGAAGAGGAGGAGAAGAAAGUUAGUACAGAAUGGCACAAAAUGAAACAAUUCGUUGUAUCUCUAAAGACUCCUUUUUACUCAUCUGAUCUAAAGCCAUGCUCUAUGUAAGAAGUGCUAUACGAAUGUUUUU
Messenger RNA from Rubroshorea leprosula, 676 nucleotides. Lineage: Eukaryota; Viridiplantae; Streptophyta; Magnoliopsida; Malvales; Dipterocarpaceae. The record is from the annotation of a GenBank genome assembly.